Bombina bombina (fire-bellied toad) is the source of this 1325-nucleotide messenger RNA. Its product is annotated as tubby-related protein 1-like. The transcript has 11 exons. Gene Ontology annotation, cellular component: cilium. Gene Ontology annotation, molecular function: actin filament binding. The record is from RefSeq and is a predicted model, not a curated record. Bases 1 to 1239 code for a protein of 412 amino acids. Gene Ontology annotation, biological process: protein localization to cilium. NCBI's taxonomy places the organism in Eukaryota, Metazoa, Chordata, Amphibia, Anura, Bombinatoridae.
AUGACGGCGCUAAAAGGGUCGGAGGGAGAAUCAGAAGAGGAAGAAGUUCAGAAAAAGCCAAAAAAGAAGGGGACAAGUGAGACUGGGUCAGAAACUAAAGAGAAGAAGCAAAAAGAUGUUAAAAAUGGCAAUGAUGGAAAAAGCGCAGGAGCCAAAAUCAAGAAGAAAGAAUCCGGGGCCAUGUUUCAGGUUAAUGGUGGAAAAAAAGAGGAGAAGACCAAAAAGAAAGGUCAAGGUGAUGCUGAGAAAGAUUCAGAUUCAAGUUCAAAAAAAUCAACAAAAAAGAAAGCAACUUCAAUGUUUCAGACUAAAAAAGAUGACGUUGUGGAAAAGAAAGUAAAGAAAAAAGGGUCCUCAAAGUCCAAUGAAGAAGAAGAUAAAGAGGAGGAGCCUGUAAAAAACACAAAUAAGAAAGGGAAGAAAGGAAAGAAAUCAAAGAAGAAAGAAGAGCGACCACCAUCACCAGUCAUCGAAGUGGACAAUCUAGAGGAGUUUGUGCUGCGCCCAGCUCCACAAGGAGCAACGAUAAAGUGCAAAGUAACAAGAGAUAAAAAAGGGAUGGACAGAGGAUUGUACCCUACAUAUUAUGUUCACCUUGAUAAUGAAAAGAAGGUCUUUUUGUUAGCUGGAAGAAAAAGAAAAAAGAGUAAAACCUCCAAUUACUUGAUUUCAAUUGAUGCCACAGACCUGUCCCGGGGAGGAGACAACUUCAUUGGAAAACUGAGAUCCAAUCUUAUGGGAACAAAAUUCACUGUAUUUGAUAAUGGUGCAAAUCCUGAUAAAGCCAAUUCUGACUGGUCUAAUGUACGACAGGAACUAGCAGCCAUUGUGUAUGAAACAAAUGUGCUGGGAUUUAAAGGUCCUCGGAAAAUGACCGUUUUGAUUCCCGGAAUGGAUGAAGACUGUGAGAGGGUUCCUAUUCGUCCACGAAAUGACAAUGACGGGAUCCUUCAGAGAUGGCAGAAUAAGAAUAUGGAGAAUAUGAUUGAGCUACACAACAAAAGCCCUGUGUGGAAUGAUGAGACACAAUCCUACGUUCUAAAUUUCCAUGGCCGUGUUACUCAUCCAUCUGUCAAGAACUUCCAGAUUGUACACUCAGAUGACCUUGAUUACAUCAUCAUGCAAUUCGGUCGUGUAGCGGAUGAUGCGUUCACCAUGGACUACAAGUAUCCUAUGUGCGCUGUCCAAGCGUUUGCAAUCGCUCUGUCCAGCUUUGAUGGGAAGUUAGCUUGUGAAUAAAAAAAAUAAAAAAGUUCACCCUCAACUCCAUUUUUUUGACUGUUCUGAAUUUCAUAAACAAUAAAAAUAUUUAUUUUAAACCAAAA